Molecule: messenger RNA, 890 nt
Organism: Didymella exigua CBS 183.55
Lineage: Eukaryota; Fungi; Ascomycota; Dothideomycetes; Pleosporales; Didymellaceae
Exons: 1
Coding region: 71-742 (223 amino acids)
Molecular function (GO): protein binding
Source: RefSeq, a predicted model, not a curated record
CGCAGCAGCAAGCAAUACGGAGACCGAGUGCGAAUACGCCAUACUAAAUUCUACCUACAACAUACGCAAUAUGGCGCUCCCUACACCAACUAUCGAUCUCCUGCUGAAUCUCAUCGACACGCGGCCACAAUCCAUCCUGCAGACCCUUGAGCAGCACCCUCAGCUUGCCUCAGCCCGCGAUGCACACGGCUACUCGCUCGUCCACGCUGCCGCCUCCUACAAUCAGCUGAAUGUCCUGCGCCAGCUGGUCCAAAAGUACUCUGUUGACGUCGACAUCCUCGAUGAGGAUGGCGAGACCGCACUGUUUGCGACAGAAAACGCCGAAGUCGCAAAAUGUCUGGUCGAGGAGCUGAGUGCCAGUGUGAACACAAGGAAUAGCGAGGGCAAGACAGCAGAGGAGAAGAUCGGUGAGGAGGAGGGCGAGGGCCACGAGGUAUAUCAGUAUUUGAGGAGUCGAAGGACAGGUGGUGAGCCUGUGGCCGCUGGUGUUGUUGAGACAGACGGUGUGCACCCUCCUCCGCCGCUGCCCAACGGCGUGCAGAUCAACAUGGGCACAAUGGCAGAAGAUGCUGUUGGAGAGGCACCAGACCCAGAGAUUCGGAGGAGGAUUGAUGAGCUGGCGGCCAGAGAGGACUUUCAGACUCCGGAGGUGCAGCAGCAGUUGAGGGAGCUUAUUCAAGAGGUCGUUGGGGGGAUGGGAGCGGACCAGGGAGAGCGAAAUGUCAGGCAGAGGACCAAUUGAAAGCGGUGCAAAUCGUUGCACGCAUCAAGGACAACGCUUGCCAAUCACGCUGGCGAUAUGGAAGACAGAAGAAGCCCUUGCAUGGCUGGGCGGCUGGCUUUCAGGUAGCAAGAAGAGUUGGCUGCAGGCAUAUUUCUGAAAAUGUGGG